Saprolegnia parasitica CBS 223.65 is the source of this 987-nucleotide messenger RNA. RefSeq lists its product as hypothetical. The transcript has a single exon. The record is from RefSeq and is a predicted model, not a curated record. NCBI's taxonomy places the organism in Eukaryota, Oomycota, Saprolegniomycetes, Saprolegniales, Saprolegniaceae. Bases 1 to 987 code for a protein of 328 amino acids.
AUGACCUCUACCAAGCGCGCUGCCCCAGCUUCGCCGUCGUCGCUAGGCAAGCGUCCGUGCAGUGCCAGCACUGUCCUUACGAACCCGUCGCUCAUCGGUGCCAUCACCGACUAUAGCACCAACUGUCUCGCUUUGUGCCCGACGCUCUACGACAUAUUCGAUCUCUCGAACGUUGCGAGCUGCUCUUUCCAAGAGGAUGAGGCAGCGUUCAACCGCCUCAGUGGCAAGCACGUCACGAACGGCUAUGUCGACCACGAAGAGGACCUCAGCAAGGACGAGCUCGUGGCGCGCGCGAAAGCCAGUGUCGCGGACCCCAAGGCCCUUUACCGAGCGCUGGAAGUGCACCAAAAGCUUGCCGAAAUCAUCGCCCCGAUCACAACGACGUACUCGCUGCCGGCGGGCGGCAUCCAGCAAUUCGCUCUUUUCGGUGAGCGCCCGAUGCUGUUUGCGCCGAGCUGCCGCGUGGACCCGACGUUGACGACGUGGGGCCGCGACGACUUGGUCCAGAUUUUCAACAACAACGAAAUUGAGUUUCGCGACAACGGCUUUGGCGUGCCCCAUGGCGUGGGAUGGCACUGGUCCAACGUGUCCGAUGACGGCGAGUGUGCGUUCUGCUCGGCGGCUGGUAUUGUCGAGGAGAACGAAGAAUUGGAACGCGAUGGUGGCUACGGCGAAGAGGACAACGAGAUCCCGGACGUGUGGCACGCAUUCAUCGCCGCCCACGGACUGCACGUCAACGCGUUCCGGUCUUGGCGCAACUACGCCUACAAUGCGCUCGUCGCCAACAGCGAGGCCCACCGCUCCUUUUGCAGCAACGUCAUUCAGCCGUUGCAAGCGCACCUUCGCGCGCAUUUGAGUGACGUCAAGAUCGUCACGUGCGACUACCGUGACGGCGGCGGCCAGAUUGUGAGCUCGUCUUUCGUAGGCGGGCUGACCGCCGACGGCUACCUCGUCGGCGUCUUUUUUGGGUUUGAAGAUGUCUUGUGA